Choloepus didactylus (southern two-toed sloth) is the source of this 243-nucleotide messenger RNA. Its product is annotated as cytochrome c oxidase assembly factor 5-like. Bases 1 to 243 code for a protein of 80 amino acids. Gene Ontology annotation, cellular component: mitochondrion. The record is from RefSeq and is a predicted model, not a curated record. NCBI's taxonomy places the organism in Eukaryota, Metazoa, Chordata, Mammalia, Pilosa, Megalonychidae. The transcript has a single exon. Gene Ontology annotation, biological process: mitochondrial respiratory chain complex IV assembly.
AUGCCCUGGUAUUACGAGGACAAGCCGUGCGCGGGCAUGAAGGAGGACCUGGGCGCCCGUCUGCUGCGCCUGGACUGUGUGCUCCAGGAAGGAAAAUCCCCUCUGCAGUGUUUGAAGGAAGGAAACUGCAAAGCUUUGAAAUACUCAUUUUUCGAAUGUAAAAGGUCAAUGUUGGAUACCAGAUCAAGAUUCAGAGGAAGAAAAGGAUAUUGGUACUAUUAUGUUGAAAGCAAGACGAAAUAA